CUGUCUCCUAGUGAUACCUCCUCCUUUACGGCAAACGGAACAUGGCGGAGGGUGAGAAAUCUCUUGACGGACUGGAGCUCAGCAAGGAAUGGCUGGAGGCGGCAGACAGCAGGGCGGAGCUGCUUUGCUACCUCAAGGAGCAGGUUCCACAGAUCUUCUGUCUGAAAACGGAGCCCAACCCUCAGGAGGAAGAGGAGCUCAUGCAGCGACGACUCCUCCAUCCUCUGGAGUGUUGCCUGUUUGGAGAGGAUCCUCAGGAGGGUCUGGAGAAGCUCAAACAGGGCUGCACUUCCUCCCAGCUCUGUGGACGUGUCUUCAAAGAGGGAGAGACUGUCUACUCCUGCAGGGAUUGUGCAAUAGAUCCCACUUGUGUCCUGUGCAUGAACUGCUUCCAGGAUAGCGUGCACAAAAGCCAUCGUUACAAGAUGCACGCGUCAGCAGGCGGGGGCUUCUGUGAUUGUGGAGACGUAGAAGCCUGGAAGAUCGGUCCCUGUUGCUCCAAACACGACCCAGGGGCAGCCAGUGCCAUGGUAACGGAUGAGUGUUUGUUGGAGCCAGGCUUGUAUGAGCGUGCUGAGAAGCUCUUCCGGGGACUGCUGCACUACGUCACAGAUUUCCUGGUGUGGGAGGAGAACUCAGAGCUGUCUGCUGAACUCCAGCCUCGGACAAAAGACAAUGCCUACUAUUGUGUACUGUACAAUGAUGAGCACCACUCGUACGACCAUGUGAUCUACACCCUGCAGCGCUCUGUUAACUGUAAUGAGGCUGAAGCACAGACGCACACGGCACUUAUUGACAAGGAGGGUCGGCGAGCAGUGAAGAGAGGAACCCUUCGUUCUUGCCAGCAAGCCAAGGAACUCAUCAGGUCCAACUCCGAGCACAUUUCCCUGCAGCCUCUGCGUGUGGAAAUCCUUCACGCAGCAGUAAUGGCUCAUCAAACUUUUGCCCUGCGCCUCGGGUCCUGGUUCCAAAAGAUCAUCAGUUACUCAGUGGGCUUCAGGCAGGCCUUCUGUCAGGUGGCGCUUGAGUGCAACACAGGCAGCGACCAGCCUUGCCUCAUCAGCAGGCUCAUGCUGCACGAUGCCAAGAUGUUCAAAGGAGCCCGCAAGAUAGUACAUGAACUUAUCUUCUGUACCAUGCUAAUGGACACUGAGUUCAAGAGGCUUUUUGCAAUUGAGUUCACAAAGCACUUUAAGCAGCUGCAAAAGGACUUUAUAAAUGAUGACCAUGAAAGGAGUAUAUCGAUCACUGCUUUGUCUGUUCAGAUAUUCACUGUGCCCACACUGGCCAGACAGCUCAUCGAGGAGGUCAAUGUCAUUAAAGUGAUAGUUGAUACAGUCAUGGAAUUGUUGCGUGAACAUCUGGAUGUCAACAAUCGCUUCUUCUUCCUUGGCUACAACUCAGACAAAUUCUCGCGCAUCCAGGUCGUCUUCCACGACCUCAGGUAUAUUCUGAUCAGUAAACCCUCAGUAUGGACUGAAGAGCUGCGAACGCAGUUCAUGGAGGGAUUCAGAGUCUUUCUUGGGCUUCUCAAAUGCAUGCAGGGCAUGGAGGAAGUGAAGCGCCAGUUUGGCCAACACAUUGCAGUCGAGCCAGAAUGGGAAGCUGGCUUUUCUCUUCAGAUCCAGCUCCGCCACAUUCUUGCUAUGUUUCAAGACUGGUGUUCCUCUGAUGAUGAUAUCAUGCUGCUUGCGUUUAAAGAGUGCCACAGAGUUUUGAUGCAGUGCAAUAACCAGCCUUUCCAGAGAGAAGCUACUGACUACUACAUGUGCAAGUACAUCCUCCAUGUUCGUCCGUACAAAGUUUCUCAGCAGCCUGUCAGCAUACAUCUGCCCAUCUCCAGGCUCCUGGCUGGACUGUAUGUACUUCUGUGCAGAAUGGGGGCCAUUGAACGUCUGGAUGAUGCUCAGAGCUUGGACCUCACUCAGCUGGCAGAGUAUCCUCUGCGCUGUUUGGUGCUGGCUGCACAGGUCUCAUCUGAAAUGUGGAGGAGAAAUGGGCUCUCACUGGUCAGCCAGGUCUACUACUAUCAGGAUGUAAAAUGCAGGGACGAGAUGUAUGAUAAGGACAUUCUCAUGCUUCAGAUAGCUGCUUCCAAAAUGGACCCCAACCACUUCCUCAUGCUGGUCUUGUUGAGAUUUGAGCUCUUUGAUUACUUUAAUGGCAGUUGUUCAAGCAAAGACCAGGAUGAACUGAUACAGUGGAAUCGACUGACUGAAGAGAUGCUGUACCUCCUCAUCGUCAUCAUUGGUGAGCGCUAUGUCCCUGGUAUCAGUCAGGUAACCAAAGAGGAUGUGACAAUGAGAGAGGUUAUCCAUCUGCUGUGCAUUGAGCCCAUGGCUCAUAGUAGCCUGGUGAAGGGUCUGCCAGAGAACGAGUGCCAUGAAACAGGCCUGGAGACUGUAAUUACCAAAGUUGCCACCUUCAAAAAACCCGGAGUCUCAGGACAUGGAUUGUAUGAAGUAAAAAAGGAGCGUCUGGCAGAAUUCAACCCUUUCUUCUACCAUUACUCAAGAUCUCAGCACAGCAAGGCUGAAGAGUCUCAGAAGAAGAGGAGGACUCAGGAGGGCAAUGAUAAAGCUCUGCGUCCUCCGGUGCCCCCUGCCUUCUGCCCACCUUUCUCCAGCAUUGUGCGUCUCCUCUGCUGUGACAUCAUCAUCCACAUCCUGAGAUGUGUCCUGCAGAGAGCUGCAGAGGACCGGACCACUCAUUGGACAGAAGCUAUGAUCCAGAGGGCCCUGCACUUGAUAGGCCAGGCACUGCUUGAAGAGAAGACACAGCUUGAGGAUAACACUGUAGAGGAAGUGACCUUUGAUUUCAGCCUCAAGGCCCGCAAAAUCGGCUCAGAACAUGGCAAGUCAUUGUUCCUCCUGUUGUCCAAGGUUAAGGCUGUUCCUUCCCUUGAAGCUCAGAAAGACAUGGUUAAAUGGGUUCUACAGAUGUUUGAGAUUGUAAAGUGCCUUAGAGAGAAAUCCAGUCCAACGUCCUCCAUGACCAUGGAGGCAACCAAACCUGAAGAGAGUGCUCAGGACAAAGAGAAAGCUGAACGCAAAAGGAAGGCAGAGGCAGCCAAACUCCACCGGCAGAAGAUUAUGGCCCAGAUGUCAGCAAUGCAGAAAAAUUUCAUUGAGUCAAACAAGAUGCUGUAUGACAACAUGCCAGAGAGUGGAACACAGGGAGAGACUGUUUCUGCUGCUGAAAGCUGUGCCAUGGAGCAGAUGAAGCUGUGUGUAGCUAUCGGGCCCCACAGAGGGUCCACUCCAGCCGAGAGGGAGGUGCUCACUUGCAUUCUUUGCCAGGAAGAACAGGAAGUUGCAGCCCAGGCUCAAGCCAUGGUACUGACUGCUUGUGUCCAGAGGUCCACUGUGUUGACACAGUGCAGAGGAAAGAUACCGACGAGCAGCGCAGAUGGGACAGGGACAACAUAUCCCCUCUUCAUGGCCCCUGAACUGGCAGUUGGGACCCACACUGGCAGCUGUGGACAUGUCAUGCAUGCCACAUGUUGGCAGAAAUAUUUUGAGGCUGUUCAGAAUACAACCAGGAACCGACUCCAGGCCGAGCUGAUCAUCGACCUGGAAAAUGGAGAGUACUUGUGUCCCCUGUGCAAGUCCCUGUGCAAUACUGUUGUCCCCCUCAUCCCGUUGGAGUCCCUGACAUUUAACUACAGUGAAAAUGCAGAGAUAAUUGGGCAACAUUUGACGCUGCCUCGUUGGAUCCAGAUUCUCACUGCCAGGAUUAAAGGACUCAAGUCAGUCGCUGAGGAUAACGAUUGCAACACAGAGGGCAGCAGUGUUGAUGGGGACGUGGGGCUGUGUGGAGAGGGCCAACCAGACUUUAGAUCCAUUUUGAGUUAUGGAGUACAAGAACCGAGGAAGUUCUCAGACAGCAUAGUGGAGAUGCUUGUUGUUUGCGCCACCACAGUCCACAGGGUGGGGCUGCAGACGGCACCCAAUGAGCUGUGCCCACAUGUCCCACUAAUGGCUUGGAACACGUGUGCCUUCACUAUUCAGGCCAUAGAAAACAUAUUGCAGGAAGAGGAAAAGCCACUCUUCGGGUCCUUACAAAACAGACAGCUUGCAGGUCUGAAGGCAAUUGUUCAGUUUUCAGCAACUCAGAGACUUAAGAGCUCCCAGGCUGUCAUUCAGAGGCAUUUCACCGACCUGUUGGGAGUCCUGCUGCCGAUAGUGAGCAGAAAGAACACCCCUUCUCUUCUGGAGGUGGACUUCUUCCAUCUCCUGGUGGGGUUGGUGUUAUCUGUACCUUCAUUGUAUCAGGAGGAGGCUGUAGAUUUACAGCCGUCUGCUGUCAGCUCUGCCUACAACCACCUGCACAUCCUGCAUCUGGUCACCAUGGCUCACAUGGUGCAGAUCCUCCUGUCUUCUACAGAUUUCCCUGCAGUAGCAAGUGGAGACGAACCAGAGGAGGCGAGAGCAGCAGCAGAGCUGUGGCAUACAGUGUCCCAGCACACUGGAAGGCUGAUUCCAAAUGUGUCCGGCAGCUCUGUGGCAGAAAGAGUGAAAAGAGGAAUCGAACCUUUCCUGCGCUGUGCUGCUCUGUUUUUCAAUUGCCUUACAGGAGUACAUCCUCCAGAGGAGCUCUGGUCUGCUGCUGUUACCUCUCAAGGACAGAUGGAGGCACUGUGCAGCUACUUGGCAUUACCCUCCAGUCUGUUCCAGCUCUUCCAGGAGCACAGGGACCCUGUCACUCCACUGCUGCAGAGUUGGUGUGGGAGCCCAGCUGUAACCAAAGCCCUGCAUGGCAAAAUACAAACAGUCAGAUACCCCAGGAGAAGGAAUCGUUUGAUUGAUCUUCCAGAGGAUUACAGUGCUCUGCUCAAUCAAGCAAGCCAUUUUCAGUGUCCUAAGUCCACAGAUGAUGAAAGGAAGCAUCCAACCCUUUGUCUGUUUUGCGGAACCAUGCUGUGCUCUCAGAGCACCUGCUGUCUCAUCCAGCUGGAUGGGGAAGAUGUGGGAGCUUGCACUGCACAUGCUGCUACCUGUGGUGCUGGAGUGGGGAUGUUCCUCAGGAUAAGAGAGUGCGAAAUUGUAUUGAUGGCCAGUCGGACUCGAGGAAGCACAUACCCUGCUCCUUACCUGGACGAUUACGGGGAGACUGAUCCUCACCUUUUACGGGGCAAUCCAUUGCAUCUUUGCCCGGAGCGGUACAGGAAGCUGAACCAGCUGUGGCAGCAGCAUUGCAUCCUGGAAGAAAUCGCCCGCAGCCUAGAGGUGGUCAACGUUAUGUUUGCCUUUGAGUGGCAGUUGUUGUGAUUAUUGCUCCAGCUGUGGUGGCCGGGAAGUAAAGAGCACAGUAAAACGUACAGUCUUCUCCAGUGCUCCUGAGGCACACACACACACACACACACACACACACACACACACACAAAAUCCUUGUACAAUCAAAGGAGACUUGAGCAGCCAGUUCUACCCACUGAAUCCCCCACUGGAGUCAAGAGAAGUGAGACAGUCAAAAGAGGAAAAGGAGGAAGAUGAAAAAUAGUGGAAGGUGAUGGAUCACGAGUAAACCCAAGUCGCCUUGUUUUAAUUUGAUUCUCUGCUGUGCGAAUGAGUUUCUUCUAGAGCAAUGCUAUUUGCAAAGAGGCUCAUUCAAAUAAAGACAAAAAUCAGACACACAGUAACAUGUUUUUGUUUAUCAGUUUAUGUAUUUGAUUUCUUCACCUUGGUGAUGCUGUGAAUUUUUUUUGCAUUCUCUAUUUGUGUUAGAAGUUCAGAUUUGUCUUAAGUUAUAAUUACUGAAUUCCACUGUUUUGGAGGGUACACUUAUUUAGAAUGUAAAGGCAUGAUCAGAGAUCUUACACAUUUUUGUGUAGGCGGUCGAAAUGAUGGCCACAUCAUACGGUCACCUUUACUAAUAUUCUGUAUAUAGACACAUGUAUGCAUACAUAUAAUAUACAUUAUUUUCGAAGUUGCUUUAAAACAGAGUUGGUAUUCUAAGAGAAGUACCCAAUAAUCUGCUUCCGUAAUCUCCUGGUAUAAAUGCAUUUAAUAAUAAGCAGAUAUUUUGACACCAGGCUGAGGUUUUCUGAAUAUUUCAGCGAUGCAAAUUUUCCCUGAUCUUAAUAAUCAUCGAAUAAAUUAUGUGAAAACAUCUCUACCACACUACACGGUAUUAUGAGAUGGCCGGGGAAAAAAAAAAAAAUCCCACAAAGCCAAAUGUAUCCUGAUCAUCACAUACCCACUUUUAUGUAUGUAAUGAAUUAAAACUUAUUAAAGCGACCAUUGCUUUUUCCAUGUCACAUUUCGCCAUAUGGUACUGAUUAACCUCAUACAAAUUGAAGUUAAUAACAAAAAAAUUCUACUUCAGAAAAAAAAAAAUUGUGCUUUUAUUGAAAAAUAUUUAAGGUAGUUUAUGAUAUCUUUUCAGUUAUUCCAUUAUUGCUCAGCCUUUUCAGGAAAAAAGAAAAAGUGUGACCUUAACAUUUUCUCCUUUUUGUGUUGUUUGACAGUACUUCAUGACUUCCUGGCUGUGGAAAUAAAGACACUAGCCUCUGUACAGA
Scatophagus argus is the source of this 6517-nucleotide messenger RNA. RefSeq names its product ubiquitin protein ligase E3 component n-recognin 1 (gene ubr1). The record is from RefSeq and is a predicted model, not a curated record. Gene Ontology annotation, cellular component: cytoplasm; ubiquitin ligase complex. The transcript has 47 exons. Gene Ontology annotation, molecular function: zinc ion binding; ubiquitin protein ligase activity. NCBI's taxonomy places the organism in Eukaryota, Metazoa, Chordata, Actinopteri, Scatophagidae. Gene Ontology annotation, biological process: ubiquitin-dependent protein catabolic process via the N-end rule pathway; protein ubiquitination. Bases 42 to 5270 code for a protein of 1742 amino acids.